GAUAAGAUAUGAUCAACCUGACCUGAUCUUAUCUUGUAUUUCUCUGUGGCUCCCUUGACUUCGCACCCCCUCAACCUCUGGUGAAAACGGACAUACAAACACUCUAUCCGGCGUGUCUGGAUCUCAGCAGUCAUGGGCACUACCUCCAUUCGUUCAUCAUCGCGCUCGACACCUUCUUCUCCAAGUUCUCGCGGCAGAAAAUUCUCAUACCUUCACAACAAUGACUUGACUCUGACGUUGGUUCUCUCUCUGGGGCUUCUCGCCAUGUCCUCUUUCAACUACGGGUUUGACGUACAAGCAAUGGCUGCAGCCCAAGCCAUCGACUCAUUCGACAAGCAAUUUGGUAUCUACUCCAAGAAGACUCAGAAAUGGAAGCUCCAGCCGUACUUCCUGUCUCUUCUGAAUAGUUGCCACGCUCCGGCACAGAUAGCGGGUACUGACUCCAUAUCAACAAUCUGGGGGCGAUGCUGGUUGGUGUGGUACUGAUCGGCUUCAGGAGUCUACGUUGGUAGCGUCAUCAGCAACCGAUACGGUCGGCGAAUGUGUGUGUUUGUCAUGAGCCUUUACGCAUUGUUCAGCUCAGCCAUCAUUCUCUCGUCCAACACAAAGGCCCAGAUCCUGGUUGGGCGAACCAUUCACUGUCCGUUGACCUGUCUUACAUUGCGCUGUGGGCCAACGUUCUAAUUCCACUUCAGACUGUUACCUUGGGAUGGAAUUGGCCGUGGUGCCAACCACGCUCGCCGAAUUGUCACCUCCACGCUUCAGAGGUUCCAUGGUUGGUCUGUACUGGUUGAGCAUCAAGGUUCGAUCCAAUGUCGGCGUUGGCCCCUGCCCCCGCCCGUCUAACAGUGAUGUUGAAGGUAGGAGGCUUGAUCAUCAGUGUCAUUGCGAAGCGGACGUCUCAAUUGAAUACAAACUGGGCCUGGCGGAUUCCUUUUACCCUUUUCUUCAUCAUUCCCACCAUCGUGGCGAGCUUGAUCUGGCUCCUUCCCGAGUCCCCAAGGUGGCUUGUACUACGCAAUCGACAUGACGAUGCCGUAAAGUCGCUCCAACGCUUACGAAAGCCAGAGACAUCCGAGGCUCAGCUGAUGGCUGAAGUUAACGAACUCGAGACAGCAGUAGCACAACAGCCUCAGAAGGGCAAGUUCUUGGAGAUUUUCAAGGGUACACACUUACGGCGAACCAUGAUUGCUUGUGUGGUGAACUUCUUCCAGCAAGCCAGCGGCCAGUCGUUCUCCUCUCAGUACGGCACACUGUUCGUCAAGGGCCUCGGAGGUGUCGACGCAUUCACAGUAAACAUGGUCAAUAAUGCCGUGAAUGUUAUUGGGAUUUUGAUAUGCUUACUUCUCAGUGACAGACUGGGACGGAGACCCAUGAUUCACGUCAGCGGAUUGUUGCAAGUUGGAGCAUUGUUCGCUAUGGGAGCCCUCGGCGUCCACGUCCAUGAUACCCUUCCAGAACGACGAGGCAUAGUCGCCAUGCUUCUGGUUUUCUCAUUCGGUUAUUCCCUCGGAUGGGCCCCUCUGACGUACCUCAUUGCCGCGGAGGUGCCCUCGCUGGCAUUACGCGAGCACACGUUGCGUCUGGCAUACACCAUUAAACUGGUCACAGAAUGGGCUGUAAGCUUUACUUACCCGUACUUGGAGGAUGGCCAAUACGCUGGCUUGGGAAGUAAGCUUGGCUUUAUAUACGGCUCGUUUGCUGCUCUGGCGGUUAUUUGUGGUUACUUCCUUGUCCCGGAAACACGAGACCUCGCCCUGGAAGAGAUUGACUGGCAGUUUAGUACUGACGUACCGACACGGAAGAUCCGAAGUAUCAAUUAGAUCCAUGUCGGAGGCCGCAAUCAGCGAGAAGUACACGGCCGAGCAGUUGGCAGAGGUGGUUGAUGAGAACCCUCUGUUCAAGUAUGCGUACCAAACGUCAGCUACGACUAGUCCAGAAACUCGAGUCGGACCAAAGAUCGCGGGAGCAGGACACACAUGUGCUUGCCCAUCGCCGCUUUCUUGAACACCGUCGAUAGGACUUUGUUGGUGUGUAGUUUUGGACCACCUGCCAUGAACCCCAUAGAGCCUCAAUGCAUCAUUAGCCAACAUGGUGCGGUGCAUGCGCCAGAGACUAAUUUGCUUUACGCUGGAGAGAAAACCAGAAGUAAGACAGGACGGCGUUGUGCGCGUUCCACCGCCUUAUGACACGUCGAUUAUGUAUGGACUUGUUACGAUUAGGUGAGCACCUUAGCGAAUACAGUACAUAGAUAUCGGACCGGAUAUGCAGAUCGCACAACUCGACUACACCUUCUACUGACAACGUCU
This is a messenger RNA of Exophiala oligosperma, 2309 nucleotides long. RefSeq lists its product as hypothetical. Gene Ontology annotation, cellular component: membrane. Bases 813 to 1823 code for a protein of 336 amino acids. Gene Ontology annotation, molecular function: carbohydrate:proton symporter activity. The record is from RefSeq and is a predicted model, not a curated record. Lineage: Eukaryota; Fungi; Ascomycota; Eurotiomycetes; Chaetothyriales; Herpotrichiellaceae. Gene Ontology annotation, biological process: carbohydrate transport; transmembrane transport. The transcript is spliced from 4 exons.